This is a messenger RNA of Aphidius gifuensis, 1144 nucleotides long. Its product is annotated as 1,5-anhydro-D-fructose reductase-like. Gene Ontology annotation, cellular component: cytosol. The transcript is spliced from 7 exons. NCBI's taxonomy places the organism in Eukaryota, Metazoa, Arthropoda, Insecta, Hymenoptera, Braconidae. The coding region runs from base 122 to 1066 and encodes 314 amino acids. The record is from RefSeq and is a predicted model, not a curated record. Gene Ontology annotation, molecular function: aldose reductase (NADPH) activity.
AAGUGUGCGAGACUGCCAAGUGUGUGACUGUGUGCAACAGUGUAAAUUGACGGUUGAGUGUGACAGGAUCAACAGAUUUUUUCUCUCAAUAUUUACAUAUUUUUUAUAAAAUAAAGUCAUUAUGGCAGUGUCAAAAAUACCACAAGUCAAAUUUUGGAAUGGAAAAACAAUGCCAGCCCUUGGUUUAGGAACAUAUUUGUCUACAGCUGGUGAUGUUGAAAGAGCUGUUAAAUAUGCUAUUAACAUUGGAUAUCGUCAUAUUGAUACAGCAUUUUUUUAUGAUAAUGAAAAAGAAAUUGGAAAUGCAGUUAAAGAAAAAAUAAAUGAUGGAACUGUUAAACGUGAAGAUCUUUUUAUCACAACAAAGCUAUGGAACAAUACCCAUGCAGCUGAUAAAGUUGUACCAAUGUGUAAAAAAUCAUUGAGUAAUCUUGGACUUGAUUAUGUUGAUUUAUAUCUUGUUCAUUGGCCAUUUGGAUUUAAGGAAGGUGAAGAAUUAAUGCCAAUGAAUGGAGAUAAAAUUGAAUAUUCAGAUGUUGAUUAUACCGAGACAUGGAAAGGUAUGGAAGAAUGUGUCAAUCAAGGAUUAGCAAAAAGUAUUGGAGUCAGUAAUUUUAAUUCUGAACAAAUAAAACGUGUACUUGAUAUGGCUAAAAUUAAACCAGCAAACAAUCAGAUUGAAUGUAGUGUUAAUUUAAAUCAAAAAAAGUUGAUUGAUUUUUGCAAAAGUCAUGAUAUUACAGUGACUGGUUAUGCACCACUUGGAAGACCAGGUAAUCAACGUGGAAUUCCAAACUCUCUGGACAAUCCAGUUGUUUUAAAUAUUGCAAAAAAAUAUAAUAAAACACCAGCACAAAUUGCCUGUCGAUAUGUGUAUGAACAAGGAGCUGUACCAAUUCCAAAAUCAAUUACUGAAUCACGUAUCAAAGAAAACAUGGAAUUCUUUGAUUUUACAUUGACACCUGAUGAAAUGGCAGCUAUUGAAUCAAUUGGUACUGGAGCAAGAACAGCUGGCUUUCCUCAAAUAAGUGAUCACAAAUAUUUUCCAUUUGGUAUUCCUUUUUAAAUAAAAAGAAAGAAGAAGAAAAAAUUGUUGAAAAAUAAUAAUUUUGAUAAAUAAAUAGAUAUAAUUUUGGAAAAUUAA